Anarrhichthys ocellatus (wolf-eel) is the source of this 749-nucleotide messenger RNA. RefSeq names its product tubulin alpha chain-like. The record is from RefSeq and is a predicted model, not a curated record. The transcript has 4 exons. Gene Ontology annotation, molecular function: GTP binding; structural constituent of cytoskeleton. The annotation marks the transcript as partial. NCBI's taxonomy places the organism in Eukaryota, Metazoa, Chordata, Actinopteri, Perciformes, Anarhichadidae. Gene Ontology annotation, biological process: microtubule-based process. Gene Ontology annotation, cellular component: microtubule.
AGUAGAAUACAGCGUUGCAGCUCCUCGUCCACCUGGCAUUACUCACUCACUCGCACCACAUUGACGGCCGCCGUGAGAAGACACACAUAAUAAAGAAAGCCAGCUGCACGUUGCUUUUCUGUCAAAGGACAUUCUACUAAGAAGCUACAAUGCGUGAAUGCAUCUCUGUGCACGUAGGCCAGGCUGGUGUCCAGAUGGGGAACACCUGCUGGGAGCUCUACUGUCUGGAACACGGCAUCCAGCCGGACGGCCAGAUGCCCGACCGCAAGGCCAUGGGAGGCCACGACGACUCCUUCACUACCUUCUUCAGUGAGACUGGGGCUCAGAAGUACGUCCCCAGGGCCAUCUUUGUUGACCUGGAACCAACGGUCAUUGAUGAGGUGCGCACAGGAACGUACCGUCAACUAUUCCACCCGGAACAGCUGAUCUCAGGCAAGGAAGAUGCAGCCAACAACUACGCCCGUGGACACUACACCAUCGGCAAAGAGACCAUUGACUCUGUCCUAGAUAGAAUCCGCAAACUGGCUGAUCAGUGCACAGGUCUUCAAGGUUUCCUCAUCUUCCAUUCCUUUGGUGGAGGCACUGGCUCAGGUUUCACCUCUCUGCUCAUGGAGAGACUUUCUGUUGACUUUGGCAAAAAGUCGAAGCUGGAAUUUGCCGUCUACCCGGCCCCCCAGGUCUCCACCGCAGUGGUGGAACCGUACAACGCCAUCCUGACCACCCACACCACGCUGGAGCACUCCGACUGU